AUGUCAUUCCUGAUAAAUAUGGAAUCAGAUAAUUUGUCAUCAAAAGUUUUAUUAGCAGUAAUCAGAUCAGUCAAAGAAAUUACACCAGAAAGGAGUACUAAUGAUGGCAUAUUAGCUCUUAUGAAAAAUAAAUCAAAUUUCUACAUAUUAUGGCAAAGACAACUUAAUAAUAGCAAAGAAUCGAGAACAAAGCUGCUCAAAUCAUUGACAUUAGAUGCUACAUAUGAUUGGAGCUACGGAAAUAGCAUUUUUAUUCCUACAACGCAACUUUCCAAAUUUGAAUUCGGAAUUAAUCCAUUAACUUUAAUCAUUUCUCAUUCAACAGUUGAUGAAACUCGAUAUUUUAGCAUACAGCAAGCUCAUUUUGCACAAUUUGUAUUCUUCGUAGAAAAAUUAUUGACUUACGGUAUUGCUCACCCAAAGCAUGAAAAAGUAUGGUCAUUACGUGUAUUACAAAAUGUAAAUCCGAAUUUUGGCGAUUAUAUAUCUCCAGAUAUUAUUUUAGAAACAAAUACAGACGAUCUCAAGAGAUUCUGGAUUGAUGUUGUUGAAUACUACAUUAGAAUUAUACGAUACGUACAAAAGAAUAACCAGGUUGAAGCUUUUAAUAUCUUACAAGAAUUUGACUGCGAUUCAUACAGAUAUUACAUUUUUUCAACAGUUAAUAGACAGAUAGAACCACAAAAGACAUCACUAGUUUCUUUACAAGACAUUAUGAACUCCUAUGAUGAAAACGGAGUUCUCCAAAAUUUUGAUCAAAUUAAAUCGAAAAUUUAUCUCAAUGGUGUUGAAACCGAUGCAAUAAUUCCAACCUUAUCAUAUUUAUUAUCCAUUUACCCAGUUGAUUCCACGAAAUCUCAAAGAGAAGAAAUUGAUAAAAAAUUAAAAUUUGAAUACGAAACAUUUUGCGAGCAAUCAGCACUGACACUUGAAGAACAGAUCAAGAACAACAGGACAAGGAAUUUGGCGCAAAGAGUAAUCAUGCACGAUGUCAUUAGAACCGACAGACAACAUCCAGCUUUUAAAGACCAAAAUGGAAUCGGUUUGUCACUUUUAACAAGAAUAUUAAAGGCUUAUGAAAUAUAUAAUCCCAAUUUAGGAUACGUACAAGGCAUGAAUGACAUGGUUGUUCCUUUCAUUGACCUUUUCAUUCCGAAAUGGAACGAAAAUGGUCAGCCAACAGAUAAAGAAGGAAAUUUAAUUGACGUAGGUGAUGUUGAAUACAAGAUCUUCUGGUAUAAUGCUUAUUUCCUUUUGUUGCUCAAACAGGAUGAAAGUUUGGCCAGAGUUGCUGAAUUUUGUAAAGAAAUGGCCGCAAAAACGAUGAAAAUUAUCAACAAAAUUUCACCUCCUACAUCAUUGUGGCUACAUAUUAAUAAGCUGACGGAUUUGAUGUGGGGAUACUCUGAUUACGUCAUGUUGUUUAAGAGAUCAAUCACUGAUAUAUGGCCUGUUUGGUCGAGAAUGUUGUGUUCUGAAUCUCCGAAUCAUUGGUUUGUUUACUUCAUCGCAGGAACUGUUGUUGAAUUGGCUUCGUAUAUGUCAAAACAACAGAGAGUAGUAAUAACUGCGAUUCUUACUGAGUUCACUAACUUCAUGACAACAAUAGAUCCAAUGAAAAUUUGUGAUUUCGCAUAUUAUUUCAUGAAAAAAUAUUAUGUACAAGAACCAAAAGAAGAAGAGAAAAAGGAAGUUCAUGAAGACUUAAAAUAUGAGUUUUUCAAACUUUAUUGCGAAUAA
Trichomonas vaginalis G3 is the source of this 1740-nucleotide messenger RNA. Its product is annotated as regulation of vesicle fusion. Lineage: Eukaryota; Parabasalia; Trichomonadida; Trichomonadidae. The coding region runs from base 1 to 1740 and encodes 579 amino acids. The transcript has a single exon. The record is from RefSeq and is a predicted model, not a curated record. Gene Ontology annotation, biological process: activation of GTPase activity. Gene Ontology annotation, molecular function: GTPase activator activity.